Peronospora matthiolae is the source of this 1254-nucleotide messenger RNA. NCBI's taxonomy places the organism in Eukaryota, Oomycota, Peronosporomycetes, Peronosporales, Peronosporaceae. The record is from the annotation of a GenBank genome assembly.
AUGCGACGACACUUUGAUGCCGACAAGGAGAACCGCGUCGCACUUGCCGUCUCCAGUUACUCCCAGCGCGCCCUUCACGCUUCCCGCCAGCUCAACUCCGGGACAGCCGCUUCAAUGAAACGACCUCAUCAGGACACGGACGGGGCGCGAUAUCCGCCAAUGAAAACCGGCACUGAACGAGCUGCGGCAUCUCGACGACCUCAUGGGGACGCGGCGUCCCUUCAUUUGAGCGCGUAUACUCAGGGCUCGAGUGCAGGAGGUUGCUACAAGGUUGCAGCAACGGGAGCUCCAGCGAUGAAGAGGUCCAAUUUAGUGACUGGGGGGUCGAGGACGGAGAGAAAUGUUGCACCAAGAGCUUUAGAUGCAAGCAGUGCUAAACUGGAGAAAACGACUGGCACGGAUGUGGACGCAGCAGUACCGUCUGCUUCGACUUCAUCGUCGUCGCAGUCGAAGAAGACGUGGAAGCUCAGCGACUUUGAGAUCGGCAAACCGCUUGGAAAAGGCAAGUUUGGCAACGUCUACUUGGCUCGAGAGAAAAGGUCCAAGUACGUGGUGGCGCUCAAGGUGCUGAACAAGCAGCAGCUGAUCAAGUCGAGCAUGGAACACCAGCUGCGUCGGGAGAUUGAGAUCCAGUCGCACUUGCGCCACAGAUCCAUCCUGAGGCUGUAUGGCUACUUUUACGACAGCAAGCGCGUGUAUUUGAUCAUCGAGUACGCGCCCCAGGGAGAGCUCUACAAGAAGCUGCAGAGAUCGGGACGCUUCUCGGAAAAACAGUCGGCACUGUACAUUCAGGAGAUGGCACAUGCUCUGAUCUACAUGCACAGCAAGCACGUGAUCCACCGCGAUAUCAAGCCCGAGAAUCUGCUCGUUGGGUUUCAUGGUGAGCUCAAGAUUGCAGAUUUUGGCUGGUCAGUGCACGCGCCGUCUUCGCGACGUACGACGCUGUGCGGCACUUUAGACUACCUCCCACCUGAGAUGAUUGAGAACAAACCCCACGAUGAAAACGUGGACGUGUGGACACUCGGCAUCCUCAUGUACGAGUUUCUGACAGGUGCGCCUCCAUUCGAGACCGAGAACGCAAAAGAGACGUACCGCCGCAUCGCCCACGUAGACCUUAUAUUCCCGAGUCACAUAUCGUCGGAUGCUCGAGAUCUGUUGUUGAAGAUAUUGCGCCACGACCCGCGGCAGCGCAUGCCGUUAGAGCGUGUGCUGGCGCAUCCGUGGAUUGUGCAGCACUGCGAAUCCACUGUCUAG